UGUGGUUUCAACUUAUUGUGAGAUUAGUCAGUCGAUGACUAAAUGAGGGAUUUUUAAGGGAGCAAAUUAGAACCCACUUACGCCUCUUAUGUUGGACAUUUUCUGCACUUGGAGCCUCUGUAGAUCAAUUAACUAUAUUUUUGAAGUAAUUCCUCUCCUCUGUUGGAUAUUGUCUGGACUUGGAUCAUUUAUGGAGUUACAAGAGCAUCUACAUGCCUGGUCCCUCCAAAACGAGCAUACACAAGAGAGCUAGGUCCGUCUAGGGGACAACACUGAGAGAAAGAUUACAAGAGCUGAUGGAAAGGGGCUAGGCAUUCUAUUCAGUAUGGCGGUGAUGUUUGGAUUUGGACUUAAUGUCUCAUCAACUUAGUUUGCCAUUCCAGCAAAUGUACUAAUUACAUCAUCUCGUGUCGAACUAUCAUAUUUUUUUUCUCUUUGUUAGGAAAUACGGGGGUAAUUUGACUAUCCAAGGUCGAGCUUUUGGCCAGACAUUAGUAUGUUACAAACAACUGGUACAAUUGAACUCACAAUCUUAUGCAGAAUUAUUUUUUGAUUCUUAGUUAGCUAGUUAGUUAGUUUUUUGUUUCUUGCUUUUUUUUUUGUUUUCUUUUGCCUGUUGAUUUUGUUCUGUUUGCUGUAGCUUCCCGUCAUUUGGACGUGCUCCAUCUAGUACAAAAUGACACACAUUUUGAUGCAUGUUCAAGAAGAAAAAAAACUAUUUUUAGUGAUUUUGUAACUGUUAACUCAACAGUGUACCAGUACUUUAUGCUCAAAGUCUAAACUUAGACAGUCAAACUAAGCCCUAAAUUUCCAAACAGAGGAAUUAUGGAUUUUGUCUUACAAACAAUUGUACUGAGCACAGAUUGGUCAGCAAUUUUAUUUCCGAGAAGACUGACACCACAUUCACGGCUGCCAGAUUCUUUAACCCCACUGCAGUUUAGCAUGGCUUAACAUAGCAUGUUUUUCUUUCUUCUCUUUUGACCUUGUGUUAGUUUUGGAUUUGCCUUCUGCUGGUUGGUCAAGUUAGCCGCCUAGGUUUUUGUCUUUGGCCUCUGCCUGCAGUUUUGUUUGUCCUUGUAGGUUUGGUGCUUUUCAGCAUUCUACUUCUAAUACAAUGGGUGGGUGAGCUAGAGUAAAUAAGUCUGUUGUACUUCUGAGUUUUUAUUUACGUUGUCAUCAUGUUUGUUUACGACAUGAGCUUUCCAAUUCAUAAGUCAAUUAAUGUGAACUACUUGGAAGUAAAUUAUCUCAUAAAAACGACUUGCGCUGGAAACAAUAAUGGAUUAUGAGCUAACUCACAGAAUGUUGCUCUCAGGAUGAUAAGACACUGAUAGAAAUAUGUGCUAGUAUUUGGUACUUGGACUAGUAGUCUCACUUGCCUCUUUUUCUAUUUGAUGUUAGUGAAUGCAUUUUGUAACAUCAAAAUUUGAGUCAGUAGGAAAUAGCAAGUAGCAUAAAAUAGGAACAAAUCUUUGAUCGAUCCAGCUGAUGCUAUCACUCCUUUUAAUAUGAAUAUCCACCUGCUAAUUUAUACCCCUCGUAGUGUGAGCCAUGCCACAGGUAGGCAGACAAGCAGUAAGCAGGAGGAGGAAGAAGAAGAAGCGCCAUGGCACUUGGAGUCUUUGUAGAUUGGAGGGGAAACACCAUUAAUAGGAAGGUGCACGGCGGAGUCAGAGCAGCAUGGUUUUUGUAUGUUCUGACUGUGAUAACAAACGUGGUUAUAGUCCCAAACGUCCUGAAUAUGGUUACUUAUCUCCAUGGAACAAUGCAUAUGGGGGUUUCAGGCUCCGUAACUACAGCCGCUAAUUUUUUCGGUGCCACAUCCGGGUUUGCAAUGAUCGGAGCUUUCAUCUCAGACUCCUAUGUUACUCGUUCUAGAACUAUGCUCCUGUUUGGUCCAUUUAUGUUUCUGGGAUACGGGUUGCUCGCACUACAAGCCUACUUACCCUCCCUGCAUCCACCACCGUGCAAUAUUGAAGCAGAAGUAAACAACUGCAAAGAGGUCCAUGGCCGGGACGCUGCCUUAUUGUACAUAGGCUUGUAUAUGAGUGCAUUUGGUGAUGGUUGUAUACGUUCUUGCUUGUCCUCCCUUGGAGCAGACCAGUUUGACCAUGAAGAUCCCACUGAAUCUCGCCAACAGUCCAGCUUCUUUAACUGGUAUACCUUCGGGAUCUCCUUUGGAGGCUUUGUAGGGCUGAUUCUCAUAGUGUGGCUCCAGAAGUAUAAAGGGUGGGAUAUUGGAUUUGGGUUGUGCGCUCUCCUAAUUCUUUUUGGACUGCUCAUAGUUGCUGCUGGUUUCCCCUUCUACCGCAACCAAGUACCAGAAGGAAGUCCUCUAACUCGAGUACUGCAGGUUCUUGUGGUUGCAUUCAGGAACAUGAAGCUUGAAGCACCUGAAAAUCUGGAAGAAGCACGGAAAAUCAAUCCCGAGGCGGGAACAGUUUCUAUUGAUGCAUACUCUCAAACAAAUAGUCUGAAAUUUCUCAACAAAGCUUGCAUCAACCGUGGUAAAAGUGGAGCCUGGUCAGUUUGCAGUGCGACGAAGGUGGAGGAAACUAAGAUUGUGCUCCGUUUUCUUCCGAUCUUCAUCAGCUCAGUGUUUGGAUAUAUAUCAAACAUUAGCAUCUUCACAUUCACAGUGCAGCAAGGUGGUAUGACAAACACGAGGCUGGGCAAGAUCCAUGUUGAACCAGCGACGCUCUUCGCCAUCCCCGUAAUAUUCCAGAUGCUAAUUCUUGCCAUCUAUGAUAAAUUCAUUGUGCGGUUAUUGCGAAGGCGCACAGGGUACAUUGGUGGCAUCACCCAUUUGCAGCGCAUAGGUAUAGGCUUCGCUGCCAUGAUACUCUCCUGUGUCAUCGCAGCGGUUGUUGAGAAAAAGAGAAAGGAAGCUGUUGAGCAGAUGUCCAUUUUCUGGCUUACACCCCAGUUCUUACUGCUCGGCAUGUCAGAUGUAACAUCAUUCACUGGGCUCCUUGAGUUCUUCAACAGUGAAGCGCCACGGGGAAUGAAGUCAAUUGGCACGGCAUUGUUCUGGUGUGAUCUAGGGCUUGCGUCACUGAUGGCCACAUUCCUGGUGGAUGCUGUAAACAGGGCAACAAGGCAUGGUCACCAGCGAGGCUGGCUAGAGGGUACAACCUUGAACAGCAGCCAUCUUGACUGGUUCUACUGGGUUGUGGCUGUAGUCGGAUUGCUUGGCUUCUUCAACUACCUGUACUGGGCGAAGAAGUAUGUGUACCGGAACAACCAACGCACCACUAAGCCAAUGGUAUGCAUUGAGCCAAUGGGUGAUCAGGUUUCACCUUGAAUUAUCAACAUAUACUCGGUAUAUUACUUUGGAAAACAGAAGGCUGUGUGAUUCACCAUGUCAUGGACUAGUCAAGCUUGGAAAGUGAAGUAUAAGCCUGCAGCAGUACUGUGCUGGCAUGUGCUGAUCGGCUGAAUUAAUCCUCCAUGCCAGAAGAUUUGGAUUUCACCGUAGUAUGCAGUGUGUUCCAUGGUUUUCUUCGUUGCGAAGUAAUAUCCAGGGACAAAUAUAUAUGAUAUAUAUGUGAUUACUAAGUUGUUAUCUUGAUCAUGUUUCAGAACUGGUUACUCCAGUAGAAACUAUAUAUAAAUACUCUGUUUGCCUUUACGGUGAAUGUUUUGUCGAAA
Messenger RNA from Lolium rigidum, 3651 nucleotides. Its product is annotated as protein NRT1/ PTR FAMILY 4.4-like. The record is from RefSeq and is a predicted model, not a curated record. Gene Ontology annotation, molecular function: transmembrane transporter activity. The coding region runs from base 1607 to 3304 and encodes 565 amino acids. Lineage: Eukaryota; Viridiplantae; Streptophyta; Magnoliopsida; Poales; Poaceae. Gene Ontology annotation, cellular component: membrane. Gene Ontology annotation, biological process: transmembrane transport. The transcript is spliced from 6 exons.